Molecule: messenger RNA, 7727 nt
Organism: Strongylocentrotus purpuratus (purple sea urchin)
Lineage: Eukaryota; Metazoa; Echinodermata; Echinoidea; Camarodonta; Strongylocentrotidae
Product: myoferlin
Exons: 51
Coding region: 376-6537 (2053 amino acids)
Biological process (GO): plasma membrane organization
Cellular component (GO): membrane
Source: RefSeq, a predicted model, not a curated record
UAGGCUUGGCUUGGCUGGUUUGUACGACGUAUGUUACGUGAUUAUCCCACUUCAGUCACAAGUCGAGUUGAGGAAGUAUUUCCAUGGGGUCAGACCGACGCUCCAAUGACUCGACAUUUAGACCAGUCAAACUUUUUUCCUUCUAAUCGUUAGAUCUAUAUAGAGGCGGACCCCACGCCCCUUUCCAAUUUAUCCGACUGAAUUUCUAUUCCGAGUUUUAUCAUCAUCGUCUGUCAAUGAAAUAACGCUUAAUAAGCAAAUCAAGAUCGUUUAAGAGAUCCAGUACUACCAAUAUGGUAGAAAAUUGAAGAUGUUGGAGAUUCUGGAGAUUACAGGCAUCUUUUAAUUAGGAAAAGGGAGCAGUUGAUCUUCAAGAUGUCGCUUCAACUCACAGCAAAGUGCGGCAAGAAUUUGCCCAAACUUGAUUUGCUUGGAAAAGUAGAUCCGUAUUUGGUCGCCAAUUUCCAAGGGGUACAACGAAAGACGCAACACCUGAAAAGUGAUCAAAACCCAACAUGGGAAACGGUAAUGGACUGGGACCUAGGUUCGAAAGCCUUAGAGAUCGGAGAUUUCAUCGAGAUUGACGUGAAAGAUUGGGAAAGAGUCGGUAGGCAUCGGUUCAUUGGAUGUUGCAAAUUGUCCCUGAAAGACAUCAUACGAUCAAAGACUAGAGAAACACAGUGUACUCUUCAACUUAAAGAUGGAUCCGAUCGACUUACCACGGGUGAGAUUGAGCUUCUUCUCAAAUACCAAGAGCCAAAGUCAGCGUCGUCUGGUCCGUCAGAAAUGGGUCGUGGAGCAGGGCAAGGCGAAGCUGAUGGAUCGAGUGUAUGCGAGCCUGGAAUGGCCGGAGGCCCUCUCGCGGGCUCGGAAGGUGUAGGACUAACGUUUCUGCCCGGUCGCAUGAAGAGAGAAGGUCUUUCCGAAAAACCACGUGACUUUCAAAUGCGCGUCAAGAUCUGGGAAGCGCGUCAACUUUAUGGUGCCAACACCAACCCGGUGUGUCGGGUAACCGUUCUUCACAGUACCCGGGUAACCAAGGUGAAGAAAUCAACCAACAAGCCUUACUGGGACGAAUUGUUCUUCUUCCAGUUCAACAUCAGCCCUGUUGAAUUGUUUGAUGAAACUAUACAGUUCCAGGUCCUCGAUUCGCACAUGGUUAGGAGCGAUGCGAUGAUUGGCUCAUUCAAUCUAGACGUGGGAUCAGUCUAUCAGAGCGAAGAACACACCUUUCAUAACAAAUGGCUUCUGCUAACGUCUAUGGAUGAGUCUAAGUCUUCAGGGGCCAAAGGUUAUUUGCUGGUCAGCAUCUCGGUGAUAGGACAAGGAGAUGAUUUGCCAUUAUUCCAGAAAGCUGAAGAAGAUCUAGACAUUGAGACAAAUCUGAUUCAGCCUGCAGGAGUGGAUGUUCGUAGAGGGUGCUUCAAUCUUCAAGUCUUCCAAGCCGAAGAUCUACCACAGAUGGAUGCAGCCUAUUUCGAGGGGAUGAAGAAAGUCCUCCGUGUCGGAGAGGAGAAGAAGGAGUUGGUCGAUCCCUAUCUUGUCUUCUCAUUCGCCGGGAAGUCGUUGGAGACAGAUGUGAAAUACACGAAUGAUCACCCUGAAUGGAACCAGGAACUACGACUACCAAUCAGAUUUCCUUCGAUGUGCGAGCGGUUGAAAUUUGUAUUGAAAGACUGGGAUCGGCUGUCAAAGGAUGACUUCAUCGCCACCACUUUCAUCGAUAUCAAUACAAUCGGAUCAAGAGGAGAUGAUGGAUUCCUUCCGACUUUUGGACCAUGCUUCGUCAAUUUCUACGGUUCCCCUCGCGAGUUUGAUACCUUCAAUGAUGACCACGAGGCUCUGAACAUGGGACGGGGGGAGGGUGCGGCCUACAGGGGGCGUGUCCUAGUGUCCUUGGCUACAGAGCUUGGGGACCCGCCCGAUGAGCCCAUCGUAAGCAUCAGUGCUCAUGACAUUCAGAGGGUGGACAAAUACAGACGACUUCGGAAAUACCAUCUCUAUGCCGCCUUUAUUAAUGCUACCAUGGUCAGCGAGACAGAUCAUCCAGUGGAAUUUGAGGUGAGUAUUGGUAACUCCGGCAACAAACUCGACGACCGCGUCCCACCUCAACCGUCGACUACGCAACCAACGAAUACCGUGUUCGAUGGCAACCAUUACUACUUUCUUCCCUGGACGAAAACGAAGCCGCUGAUCGCCAUCAACAGCGAAUGGGAGGACAUCAGCUUCAGACUCGAGGCCCUCAACGUUCUCUUGCACAUCGUUGCCAAACUGGAAAAACACAUCGAGCAUGUGAAGACGUGUAUAAAAUCAGGAGCAAGUGAAAGCGAAGUGGCAACUCAAGUUAUCAAGGCCAUCGACAAACUCAUUGAAGACUGCAAGACACCCUUACCUGAUUUCGGGGACAUGAAGAAAUACGCGAACCAGCUCGACCAUCGGAGGUUCGAGCUUCGACGACGGGUCAAGCUGGAGAUCGUGCGACGAGCAACGAUUCUCCGUCAGGAAGCCAUCGAACCCGACGAAACGGUGGAUGAACUCGAAGAGUACCUGGUCAUGCUCAAGGACAUCGCAGUCGAGCCUCAAAACAGCCUCCCUGACGUCGUGAUCUGGAUGAUCUGCGGAUCAAAACGAAUCGCCUACAUCCGGGUACCUGCCUACGAAGUUCUCUACUCGGAGCGCCGGAGGGAGGCUUGUGGAAGGUUCUGCGGAAGAACAUUCGGCUACUUCCUCAAGUAUCUGAAGGUGGCAGGGAAGCAGGAUGAUAAAUACGCCAUACCGGCAAUGCUCAGACUCAAACUAUGGCUAGGACUUGAGUGCCAUAGUGAAAACUUUCGCAAGGGAAUGUCCGACUCAACUAUAGCUGUCUACGCUGAAACGUAUGAAAAUCAACUCAACAUCUUGGGCCAGUGGACUGACAAGGGUCUGACAAGACCGAAAUUUUCGGACUCAACUGGAAAGCUUAACCUCCCCAAGAACAGCUUCGUCACACCAGAGGGAUGGGAUUGGGUAAGCCCUGAUUGGACCGUCAGCCUGGAUGCAAGUCUCCUGUACGACGCUGAUGCAGGACUGGAUCAUUUCUUGGAGGAUUGCUUCGAGCAGUCCAUCCGCUACAUCCCUGGAGGCGAAUUUGCCUUGGCUGGUAUCCCGUACACUACUGUGAAAGGCGACCCUGUUCUUCCCAGGGAGAAGAUCAACUGUCCGCCUGGAUGGCAAUGGGACGAUGAUUGGCAGGUCGACAUCAACAGGGCUUGUGAUGAGGAAGGAUACGAGUAUUGUAUUGAGUCUACUUCGGCUUCGUGGACUCCUGGAUGUAAGACGUACCACAUGUGCCGUAGGAAGCGAUGGGUGCGACCUAGAUCACUCAUCAAAGGAUUCAAAGUCGAAGAGGCGAAAGAAGAAGAACGUACCGGUGACGACUGGGAAUAUGCACCGAUGUUCAACAUGAGAUUCCACGCUACGGAGAGAAAGAUGGACAUGGUACGAAGGCGCAGAUUGCAUCGUAAGAUGGUGGCCACUACAGAAAAGGCAGCUUCAAUCUUCUCCCUCAAGAGAGCGAUAACCGACGACAAGAAUGAGAAGCAUGAUCAGCCCGUUCCACGAAUUCUUCUGGAAGCAAAAGAAACACACAAGUACCAACUGCGUGCAUACAUGUUUCAGGCUCGGAACCUGAUAGCAGCCGACUCUGACAGUUUCUCAGACCCGUUCGCCUUCGUGAGCCUUUUGUUUCGUAGUCAACGAACACAUGUCAUCCGACACUCGCUCUCGCCGACGUGGGACCAGACUCUCGUCUUCGAAGAGAUCGUCGUCCACGGAAACCCAGGCUUCCUUGCUCGACAUCCACCCGACAUCGUCGUCGAGCUCUUCGAUUACGAUGCCUAUAGGAAUGAUGAGUUUCUAGGUCGAGUCAUCAUCAAGCCACUCGUGAAAGUAGACCCCUCCGAUCGCAAGGUGUGCAGACUCGGUUGGCAUAGCCUUCAGCGAGGGAUCAGACCAGCAGGGGAACUUCUCGCCUCUUUUGAACUCUUUCUCGCGGUAAAAGAACCAUCUGACCUACCUUUUCUUCCGCCGAUGAAGAAGGACCGUUACGUGGUACCCAGUGGGAUACGACCGGUAAUGCAACGUACUGUGGUCGAGAUCCUUUGCUGGGGGCUUCGCAACAUGGCCAAGUAUAUGCAAAUGAGUGUGAAUUCGCCCAGUAUCGAGUUUGAAAUCGGCGGGAAAGUGGUGGAAUCAGAAGUGAUAGUAAACCUUCAAAAGAGCCCCAACUUCAACAAUCCUGUUCUCGUAGUUGUCGUGGAUCUUCCAAGAGAAGAGCUUUACACGCCACCCAUCAACAUCAAGGUCCGUGAUCAUCGAGCGUUUGGUCGAAAGCCCGUGGUGGGGAUAGCGACCAUCAGUGGACUGGGAAAGUAUCGGCGUCUUGACUCUGUAUCAAUAUCAACGGUCUUGGAAGACGACGAAUCAGACAUGCGAAAAGCUCCAACGCUGACUGUGACCGACAUGACUGAAGGUAAUGGUCGUCAAAAUGACUACACAGUCAUCGAUGUCCCUGAAGAGUCUUCUAGCAAAGAAACCAAAAUCACCUUCAAAGAAGAUGCGAGGAAGAAAAAGUUCAGUGUUAGUGGAUUCAGGAAGUUUCAGUGGUGGUCGAAGUCGAAGUCGCUGGAUCCGGAAGCGGUGGCUGAGGAAGAGAUUGAUUGGUGGUCGAAAUACUACGCAUCCAAGGGCGACUUCGAGAAGAGUGUUUCUUACACAGAAAGAGGCUAUGACACCAUUCAGAUCCUGAGCGGGGAGUUAGAAGAUGAGCCUGGCUUUAACGAAUUUUCUGAUUUCUGUGACACGUUCGAGCUAGCAAGAGGAAAGGCUUCAACUGACGGAGACCCAACUCUUACAGGGCAAUUCAAGGGAUCCUUUAAGAUGUACCCAAUGCCUCAUGAGCUGAAAGAGCCCGUUGCGCCCCGCUUCUUCAAGCCCUGCGAACUACCAUCGACAGGUUUAGUCGAGGUCCUCGUCCGGAUCUAUGUUGUUCGAGCUUAUCAGCUCUGUCCUCAGGAUAGGAAUGGACUGUCCGAUCCAUACAUCAUCGUUACUCUAGGAAAGACAGUUUUGGAUGACGUCAAGAAGUUCAUACCAAACACACUAGAACCUUUCUUCGGCAGGUUAUUUGAAGUGAAGACCGUACUACCGGUGAACAAGGAUCUUAAAGUAUCGGUGAUGGAUAAGGACUUUCUCAGCCGUGAUGACAUGAUCGGCGAGACAGUCAUCGAUCUCGAGAACCGAUAUCUCACACGAUAUCGUGCGACGUGCGGUCUCCCCCAAAGCUAUAGCAUAUCUGGGCCAAACGCAUGGAGAGACUCGUCUACUCCGCGUCAGAUCUUGGCCGAGUACUGCACACGCAACUCAAUGGCACAGCCAAAGUUUGAGGAAGCAGACCCAUGUACGGUCGUGAGAGUUGGAGGGGAGACGUACAGACUCGUGGAUUUUGAGCGGCACAAGCAACGGGACGAGCAUCGGGGUCCUGCCGACCAGCGGUUGGCGUUGUAUGCCCUGCACGAACAAGGUCUGGUACGAGAGCAUGUAGAAACAAGGUGCUUGUACAACUCGGCCAUGCCUGAUCUACCGCAGGGCCAGCUGGAGAUGUGGGUGGAUAUGUUUCCUACAGACUCGAAUAAUCCUUCGAUCGCUCCAGGACCACCUUUUGAUAUCUCUCCAAGGGCUCCCAAGAAGUUUCAACUGCGCUGUAUCAUUUGGAACACGAAGGAUGUAGAUCUCCAAGACGUUUCAUUCACUGGGGAGAGAAUGAGUGACAUUUACAUCAAAGGAUGGUUAGCUGGACUGGACGAGAAGCAAGAGACCGAUGUGCAUUACCGAUCACUAAAUGGUGAAGGAAACUUCAACUGGCGGUUUGUCUUUGACAUGCACUACAUCCCUCCCGAACGUGUGCUGUCAGUGAGGAGAAAGGAACAUUUCUGGAGCGUGAGUGAGACGGAAACAAGAGUUCCUCCGACCUUGGUUAUUCAGAUCUGGGAUAAUGACAAGUUCUCCGCCGAUGAUUUCAUAGGAACACUAGAGUUGGACCUUAAUCGGAUGAUAACUCCCACGAAGAAGGACCGCCAAUGCACCGUGGAGCAGCUACCUGGGGGUGAAGAUCAAACUGCCUUCAUGUCCCUUUUUGAGCGCAAGAGAGUGAAGGGGUGGUGGCCCUGCUACAACAUAGAUGGGGAAGAUGCGAAGAAGAAGCUAGCGGGUAAAGUUGAGAUGGAACUGGAGAUCCUGGAUGAUUUGGAGAUCACAGAAAGGCCAACAGCACAGGGAAGAGACGAACCAAAUCAACAUCCUCAUCUUGAUGACCCGAUUCGACCCGAGACGUCAUUCAUGUGGUUUACAUCGCCAUGGAAGUCGCUCCGUUUCAUCGUCUGGUACAACUACAAGUAUUACAUCCUGAUGACUCUCCUCAUCACUCUCCUCGUCAUCUUCCUCAUCCUAUUUAUAUAUAACAUCCCAAGUGCAUCCGUCAAUCGCGUGUUCGGUGGCUGAGGCGACCACGUCUUCAAUUAAUCAUUUGAUUGUGUGUUCAAUGGUCGAUUAGAUAAUGUGUUCAGCGUUCAAUUUGAAUGUGACAACAUAGACCUACUAGACAAUUUGUGUGUUCAACGGGCGAUGGAUUGUGUGUUUAAAGGCGAUUUAAUCAUGUCUAUGUCCAAUGGGCUAUUCGAGCGGGAGUUCAAUGGGUGAUUCGAUUGCGAGUUCAACGGUUGAUUUAAUCACUUGCCGCCAUUAACGAAGUUAGCACUUGACUGCCCAUUUGAAUUCCAAUAUUUAAUUUAGCUCAUCAAAUUAAAGCAUUUUUAGGAGGUAGUUGGUUAAAUCUUCUUUUAUCGACUUUUGAAACAAUAAUGGAUAUUCUAUCAAAAUUCUAUGCGAAAUGAUAGAAAAGCAUUUUUGUUGUUGGGAAUUAGAAGAUAUUUUGAAAUUGUGCGUUUGUUUUAACUCAGGGUAAACAAGGGGUUCUGAACCGAGCUUUAAUAUUUAAUUCAAAGUUAAUUUGAUUCAUACCACCAAAUAUCAAGAUAAAUAGGAACAUGAAUUUGUUUUACGAUAAUUUUUUUUGAUGGAACGCCCAAUUGGUCUAAUAGGAAUUUAGUAGCCAGACCAUCUCAAUGACUUUGAAAGAGUUGAUUUUGUUUGGGCAUUUAAUGCAAUAUGAAGAUGUCAGAAGCAAAACACAUUUUCAGGUUGAUUUGAUCUGGUCUAAUCAAACGUUUUUGUAACAGUGAGUUCAUAUUUUCGCAUUUUCAUCAGCAAAUGAAAUUAAAUAUCUUUAAGAUAUUUAAUUUAAGUUAAUAAAAUAUUUGGAUAAUGAAGUGAUUUCUGCAUUUAAGUUUUAGGGUUUAUAUUCUGCUCACGUUUAUUUGCUCUAUAAUUUUAUUCAUAAUAUGAUGGCUGUUUUCAGCAUUGUGCUUUGUGUCGACGUGUUGUGCCAAUAGGGUUAAGCACUAAUUUUCAAAUUUGUCUUUGAAAUAUUUACUGUUGAUGAUACAAUAACAAAUCAUGUUAUUGACAGACUUGUAAGCCAUGAUACUAUUAUUGGAGAAUGAGCAGUAUGGCGGAAUUCCCGAAGUAGUAUAUUCCUGAGAAAUUUUUGGUAAGGGGAAUUUUUUUCCUUCCCCCUUCCACAGUUAACGACGCUGUAAGUGGUUGCCGAAUUCCCGAAAUCCCUUUCCAGG